AUGCGUCUUCCCUCGGAUAUUCGUGCGCCCCUGACCGCCGAUAAUGUCGAUGACCAUAGCGGGCUUGUCGUUGUGAUUACCUCGUUCUAUAUCGUCCUGACGUUAUCCUCGCUAGCCGCCCGGCUCUUUUCGUCGCAUAGGAAGCAGGUUGUCCAGCGGGAUGACUACGCCUUUGCUGCUCUUGUGAUCCUGGCUUUUGCUCAAGCGUCGGUGGUCCUAGCUCAGGUUCACUAUGGAUGGGGGCGCCAGAUCGACUUUAUCCCAGCUGGUUAUCUCGAUCGAAUGCUCAAAACCGGCUACGCCGCUGACAUCCUCUCCAUCGCCACCCUCGCCCUCUCCAAGAUUGUAACAUGCAUCUUCUACGAGUCUCUCUUCUACCAAAUGCAGCGGCGCUUCAUCCGAUCGAUCCUCAUCCUCACAGUAACCUGGACAAUAAUGUCAAUACUCCUCCUCGCAAUACGGUGCGACGCCCGUCCAUGGACGGAUAUCAGUUCAGAGCAAUGCAGCGGACUAUUCCGCCGCUGGCAAGCCAUCACAGCGCUCGAUGUCGUCACUGAAGUCUCGUUGUUGGUUUAUUCGGCGAUGGCCAUGUCCCAGGUGAAGGUUUCGUUGCACAAGAAACUCUUGGUCAUUUUGGCCCUGGGGUGUCGGAUUGUCCUCGUCCCCCUCUCCGCCCUCCGCCUGCACUACACGAACCUCCAACUAACCAGCGACUCCCCCACGCUCCUCGGCGCAUACGCCACAACCGCAGCGGAAAUCUACCUGUCGCUCAGCAUAAUCUGCCAAAUCACCUCGUCGCUGAAAUUCAUCAUCGCAGUCUACGAGGAUAAAGACGGGAUCUCCUAUACGGAUGGGUCGCGGCAGUCGCACUCGGGGUAUAGAUCCAAAAGCGGCUUGUCGACGGAUUUGAGUUCGCAGUCACAUAAUGCACGGGCUUAUACGACCCGACGGGCGUCGAGGCCUAUAGAUAUAGAUGGGGAGGGUUUGGAUGACUUGGAGGCGUUGGCGGGGACACGGACGGGUGGGAGUGCGUGUGGGGCUGGAGCGCUGAAGAUUUUCAGGACAAUGCAGUUCAAGGUGCAGGAUGAGGCUAUCGAGUUGGAUGAUCGGGGAAGGGAGGUCGAGGGGACGGGCGCAGGGAUACCGCCUCUGGGGUAA
Aspergillus calidoustus is the source of this 1158-nucleotide messenger RNA. The record is from the annotation of a GenBank genome assembly. NCBI's taxonomy places the organism in Eukaryota, Fungi, Ascomycota, Eurotiomycetes, Eurotiales, Aspergillaceae.